Molecule: messenger RNA, 2513 nt
Organism: Spodoptera frugiperda (fall armyworm)
Lineage: Eukaryota; Metazoa; Arthropoda; Insecta; Lepidoptera; Noctuidae
Product: platelet endothelial aggregation receptor 1
Exons: 8
Coding region: 42-2426 (794 amino acids)
Source: RefSeq, a predicted model, not a curated record
AAAAUAAGUGUAUUUUUUUGUAGUAAGUAGUGUUUGUAGCGAUGUGUUUAAAAACGAUAGUGUUUUGUUUCUUAGUGAUUGUUUUAGUGGAGUUAGUUCAUUAUACACAAGCUUUAGACAAUGACGGUGAAGGAGUCUGUGUAGUGAAACUCAGUUCCCGACAACGAAGAAAAAAGCCGUACAAUGUUGCCAUAAACAAAUGGUGUGGACGAAGGAAGUGUGUCGUCAAGAGAUAUAAAUAUGAGACAUAUCUAACUUGGACGAAUCACACGGUCUGCUGCAACGGCUGGCAGCACGACAGCGAACAGGACAUCUGUGCUCCAAUCUGCAGCACGGGCUGCAUUGGGGGCAAGUGUGUCUCUCCCGACCAGUGCCAGUGUCUGUCUCCUGCCUACCUCGACCCCGACCGACCGAACACCUGCAUCACACCCGUCUGUACUCCAACCUGCUUCAACGCCAUCUGCCACGCCAACAACACCUGCAUCUGCCAAGAAAACUACAUCCCCUACAACUCCACACACUGCUUCAAAUGCGAUGUAGGCUACACUGCAGAUGAGAACCUUAACUGUGUCCCGGUUUGUGAUAAACCCUGCAUCAACUCUACGUGCACAGCUCCCAACACGUGCACCUGUGCCGAUGGCUACCGAAAGAAGAAUGACUCAAUCUGUGAACCGAUCUGUGACUGUGUUAACGCAGAAUGUGUUGCACCUCACACGUGCGCGUGCCAUAAAGGCUAUAUUCCUUUAAACCAGACUGUUUGUGUUCCAAAGUGUAACGGCUGUUCUCACGGAGACUGUGUAGCGCCUGACAAAUGUUCUUGUCAUAAAGGUUACGCGAAAGUGAACGGUGUCUGCAAACCCCAGUGUUCCAAGGGCUGUGUUAAUGGUUACUGUUCUGCACCAGACGUUUGUUCUUGCAAGAAGGGCUACGUGUACAGUGACAGCAGUGCGCAUGUGUGUGUGGUGCCCUGUGAUGCAAGCUGUAGAGGAUACUGUGACGAUGAUAAAGGAUGCGUUCCGUGGAAUUGCUCGAUGCCAAUACCGGCCAGGGGGAAGCGACUGCAAGUACAGAGAACUGUUUGCUGUGCCGACUACGAGUAUGACAGCGACCUGGACCAGUGUCUACCAGUGUGCUACUCCCCGUGCAUCAACGGCACCUGCGUCGGCGUGAACAAGUGCGCGUGCACUCCGCCGCUCACGCUCUACAACAACACCAUCUGCGUCCCCUCCACCUGCGACAACUGCCAGCAUGGCGACUGCAUGGCGCCCAACGACUGCCGCUGCCACAAAAACUAUCUCAAGUUAAAUGGCACUUGCGUUCCAGUCUGUGACAAUGUCUGCGUCAACGGAAAAUGUGCAGAACCCAACAAAUGUAAAUGUAACGACGGCUACAAGCCCGACCCACACGACCCGUACAAUUGUAUCCCAAUCUGUGAGCCCGCCUGUGUGAACGGCACCUGUGUAGCACACAACAAAUGCAUCUGCGGCGUAGGAUACGGCAGAACUGAAGACUAUUGGAUAUGUAAGCCUACGUGUGUUGGGUGCGAAAAUGGAGACUGCAUCUCUCCAAACAACUGUGUCUGCCACAGUGGAUACGAACGCAUCAACUCGACCUGUAAGCCAAAGUGCAGCUCGUGCAGCAACGGUGACUGCGUGGCGCCAGGGGUCUGCCGGUGUCGCGGCGGGUACGAGCGCAUAGAUGGACUCUGUACACCAAUAUGUUCACCACCCUGUGUAAAUGGCAAAUGUAUGACACCUAAUACUUGCAGCUGCAACGAUGGAUAUGAAAACAGGUUCGGCGUCUGCGAGCCUGUUUGCUCCAAAGCCUGUAUCAAUGGGCACUGCUCAGCACCCGACAACUGCACUUGUAAUGAGGGUUUUAUACAUGAUGAGACAGAAUACAAUCUGUGUAUCAAGCCUUGCAAGAACGGCCACUACUCCCUGUUGUCUGCAGACUGCCAGUGUGACAUCGACUAUGAAUACGACAACGAAACAGAGAGUUGCAUACCUAUAAAACCAGUGCCAUGUGAGGACUGCGAGGGUAAAUGCAACAAUGAAACGAAAACGUGUCGGUGCUUGAACGAGAGGCCAUGUAUCAUCAAGAGUGCGGAUAUUGAGGUACCAGCAGAGGUGGUCGCAUCCGACCAAGUCAAAAUGGCCAGUAUGAAUAUGACUCUGAUAGCGAUCGGUGGAGCCUGCCUGCUGCUUCUCAUUCUGGUCGUGGUGGUGAUGCAGAGGCUCUGGUAUAAGCGGAACGACUUCACGGCCAAGCCUACACAUGAGAAUGUUGCCUUAGGCAGUGUGGUUUACACUGUUCCGAAUACAUUGAUCAACCAGAGAGCUAGUAGUGGGCCCAUUGACGAAGACUCCGGUGACGAAGACGAAGCGACGGACGAAUUAAUACGACAAAAUACACGAAUAAGUUAGACUGUAAUGUAUGUACCUGUAAUUGAAGUGUUCGGUGCUUUUAGUAUAGAUAAUUAGUUGUAAGACAUAAAACUAGUUUUUGAUAAA